This is a messenger RNA of Drosophila sulfurigaster albostrigata, 2203 nucleotides long. Its product is annotated as protein regulator of cytokinesis 1-like. Gene Ontology annotation, biological process: microtubule cytoskeleton organization; mitotic spindle midzone assembly. Lineage: Eukaryota; Metazoa; Arthropoda; Insecta; Diptera; Drosophilidae. Gene Ontology annotation, cellular component: mitotic spindle midzone; cytoplasm; spindle. Gene Ontology annotation, molecular function: microtubule binding. The coding region runs from base 102 to 2078 and encodes 658 amino acids. The transcript has a single exon. The record is from RefSeq and is a predicted model, not a curated record.
GAAAUGUUCAAGUGAAGGAAAACGGCGUCAUUUUGCGCAUUCCCAAUUAAAACUCAAAAUAAAUAAGUAAAAUAAGAAUAAAGUGAAAAUAACUAGCAACGAUGGACGAAGGAAAGUUGCGAGCGAAAGCAGCAAUGCUCGCAGCCACCAGCAAGAAUUUUGAUAUUUUAGACAAAAAGUGGUCGCAAAUGUUUGAUGAGGAAUAUUGCCAAGAGUUGAUAUUGAAGUUAGAGGAGCGCGUGCGUAACUUUUAUAUGGACUUAUUGACAGAAUCAGACGAGAAGGAGAAGUACAUACUCGACAGGAUUGAUGCACUCAAACUAGAGGCAUCUGAGAUCACUCGUCUAAUGCACAGAAACGUAGACAUUGGAGAGAAGCCGGAGGAUAUGCCGCUAAUAGUGUGGGAGCAGAAGCUGGACAAGAGCAUUGAGCAUUUGCGAGAGGAACUACGAGCACGUCGCAACGAGAUCUGUGAACUGCUGUUGCAGCAGGAGGAACUGUGCGAGGAGCUGGGGGAACAGCCCCUGCCUUUGCUUGCAGAUCCGUUGCCAAAGCCGCAGGAAAUGUGCGCAUUUGAAGAACAUUUGGAACGGUUGAGGGCGGUGAAGACGCGUCGCAUAGAGGAACUGUUUAAGUUGCGCAGUGAGAUCAAAGCGGACAUGAAGGUGCUGCAGCUGUUGCCAAUGACUGCUGAAGAUGAGCGUCUGUUGAGUCAGGCGAAUCAAUGCCUGACUCCGAAGAUGCUAGAGAAGCUGCGCGUCAUGCGGGCCGAGAUGGCAGCCCAGGUGGUGGAGUUGCACGAGCGCAUCGAUGAUAUGCGUGAGAAGGUCGAGGUACUCUGGGAACGCCUGCAGGAGACGGACGAGGUGACGAUGCAGCGAGUGCGAGAGGCGACCAAGUAUUCGCAGAGAACGUAUGAUGUGCUCAGUGCAGAGCUGCAGCGCUGUCAGAAGCUGCGUCGCCAGAACCUGAAGACGUUCAUUGAGCAGCUGCGCUUGGAGAUCAGCAAAUGGUGGGACUUGACUCUCAAAUCGGAGCAGGAGAGGAAGCGCUUUUCGAACUACUACAACGAUUGGUACAAUGAGGAUCUUUUGGAGUUGCACGAGUUGGAGCUGGAUGAUCUGAAGAGCUUCUACAAUGAUAACAAGGAGAUAUUUGAGUUGUUCGCGAGUCGCGCAGAGAUUUGGACACGCAUGGUGGCCUUGGAGGCCAAGGCGAAUGAGCCGAAUCGGUUCAACAAUCGUGGUGGUCAGCUGCUGAAGGAGGAGCGCGAGCGGAAGGCAAUUAGCAGCAAGCUGCCAAAGAUUGAGCAGCAGAUUAGCGAGCUGGUGCAAGCGUACGAGUUGCGAACUCGCUCUCCAUUCCUCGUCCAUGGCGAGAACAUACUGGAGCACAUGGCCAACGAGUGGGUGCAUCUGCGCCAGGCUAAAGAGCAGCAGAGCUCGGCCCGCAAGCAACAGGUGACCAGCACUAAGAUGUUACCUCCUGUUCCUCCUCGCACUCCCCUCGGCCACAAGAACAUGUCCGCCUUGUCGGCAUCCACGCAAUCGUUGCGUAAUACUCCGUCCAAUUGGAAGCUGGCUUCCAUAUCGAAUUCGGCCGCAAAGACCACUGGCAAUUUACACAAGCGCAAGCUGCCCAAUGGAGAUGCCAACAGCAAGCAGGAGACGCCGCAUGCUAAGCGCAACCUACUGAAGGCAUUGACCCCGAUGAAGAAAGCAGCUGUGCAUCACAUAUCGAAUCAGCAUCUGCUGACGCCGUCAUCACGUCAACAGCAACAGCUGCAAACGACACAAAAAGCUGGCAAAUCGCCGUUGAAGAAGGUGCGGGUGUUGAAGGAUACGAUGCGACGCAGCUCGGGGAUGGGCAGAAGGAGUGUGGGGCAUGCCACAAAGAAGACGCGCAACAAGGCGACGAUACCUGAGAUUAGGAUAAGGCCAGCAUCGGGGGAUGAGAACGAUGGCUUCGAGACGGAUGAGAAUGACACGUACGAUUCGUUUGAAAAGUCCAUUGAGCCGGCGGCACGUUCUUCCAUGAUGCCACAGAAGAUGAUUACUUCGACGUUUUUGAAACGUUGAAUGCUGUGAGAGCUGUUGCGCGUAUAGAGAUGCUUUUAUUUUUUACUGAAAUUACUUAAUUGUGUGCUUUAUUAAGAGUAUUAUUUUGCUGUUGUGUAACUUAAAUGAAUACAAAUACAUGGCAC